AUGGCUGUGCUGAUGCAAGUCAUUGCCAAGAGGCAAAGAAAUGAUUAUGAUGACGAUGAUAAUAACUGCGAUUACUACGGAAACUGCUAUUCCACAUGGGGCAGUUGGGGACGAUGGGUUGUACUGGUUCUCAUAAUUCUUGCUUUUGUUUUAUUGGCUUUCGGAUUAUCAUGUCUUAACUCCCGCCGUCGCCGUCGUCAAGGCAUUCAACCAAUGUAUGGUACUGGCUGGAUGGCUAAACCACCCCCAUACGGCCAGUACAAUCAACCCGGAGCCUAUAACUAUGGGCCUCCUCCUCCAGUGUACACUCAAAAUGGACCAAUACCACCUCAACAGACAGGUAAUACGUUCAAUAGUAAUGAUGGAUACUACGGACAUCAUGGUCAACCUGUUCAACAAGAGGGAAUUGAGUUGCAGCAGCCGCCAAAUGCUUAUACCAGAGGUGGCGAGGAUGUUUACCAGGCGCCAAUGGGUCCACCACCUGGAAAGACGGCUGAGGGUGAUGGUAUUAUUCGAUAA
Sclerotinia sclerotiorum 1980 UF-70 is the source of this 519-nucleotide messenger RNA. RefSeq lists its product as hypothetical. NCBI's taxonomy places the organism in Eukaryota, Fungi, Ascomycota, Leotiomycetes, Helotiales, Sclerotiniaceae. Bases 1 to 519 code for a protein of 172 amino acids. Gene Ontology annotation, cellular component: intracellular membrane-bounded organelle. Gene Ontology annotation, biological process: vesicle-mediated transport. The transcript has 3 exons. The record is from RefSeq and is a predicted model, not a curated record.